AAGGCUACUAACCACUGCUAUAGGUGUUUGGUGUUGUGGAAGUUUAUUUUCCUCAGCCUUUACGUAAAUGUUUACCCAGACCUACCUAGAUUCUGCUUUGGGCUUUUUCCUCUAGCAGUUGCUAUUGGGCAAAGAAUAUAUAAGCCAACACUCAGAUUUCCGUAUGAGUUUUCUGCUGCUGUCUAAAGGCAUAUGUUACAUUUUUUUCUGUUAAAGGUGAGGGAAGAUGGACCAGUGGCCUAAAAAUGUAUCUGUGGCCCCAAUAAAACUACUACUGCUCUGGAAUCUUCCCAUCCAAGUGUUUUAACCUCUUCCUUUCCUCAAUUCCUACUGGCUCUUCCUUGGUUUUUCCAGCCACCACCUUGCCUAGCCUCUAAGGGUAUCCUAACCCUAGCUUGGCCUUGAUGUUGACAGAUUCCUUUUUCUACUACCACAGUCCAGAUAAGAUUGGAGUGUGUGUUUGGUUUUUUAAGGAACUGUAUUAAGAAUUCAAGGUAAAAAAGGGGGGAUAUAUUUAUUGAGUUGAUAAAAGAGAGAUUGCUUAUCCUAAGGUGAUUGAAGUCUAUCUACAAAGUAGUCAAGCCUCACAUUGUUCAUUGGACAGUCAUCCCAGUUUCUUUUGUUAGUUCAGUGGUUUGGAUGCUAGGUUAAAUGACUCUGGAAGGAAGGGAUUUAAUUUUUUCUCCUCAGAAAAAUUCUAUCUACUGAUAAAUACAAGCAAUUCUCUGAAAACCUUUCAAGAAUUUAGAAAGGGAAUAUCACUGCUGUGUUGUGCUUUCCAUGACAAGCCUAAAAGUGUGUAUUAGGAAUAUCUGAAAGGCAAGUUUGUCUAGCUAUAGUUUUCCAGUUAGUAAAGCGGUGGGCAACAUAGCUUGUGUUGUAUUUGCUCUUUCCAUCUGAAUUUCUUUAAUUCUGGACCGAUGCUUCUCGGUGGUAGGAACUAUCUAUUCCUAAUAUCUGAAAUAGCCCCUGGCAUACAGUAUGUACUCAGUAAAUAUUUGUUAAAUGAAUGGAACUUAACCAGGUUGUUAUUCUUUUUUCAGUAUAUGUUUUAGGAAGUAUGAAUCAUAUCUUUCUGUCUUUUAAGUCAUAAAAAAGAGUAACUUUGAAGAUUACAUGAAAGUUGGCACCCUAUAAUAAAGAUUAUUCCUAAUAUUUCUGUUGGGAUCCUAGAAAGAUCAGGCAUAAAGAAUGCAGUAUGCUUUUAAAUACUACUAAGAAUAUGGAUGUUUGGAAACUAUAAGACACAACCCUGCUCUCAUGUUAAUUCCCAGAGUGAUCAUUGUGUUGCAGUAUACUUCUGGAAAGACAAAGUUUUAUAUUUAAAUCAUAAAUUUGUAAGGGUAUGAAGUAAGACAUUUUCCUAAUUUCUUACACUUAGGCUAAAUGUUCAGUUGUGGUGUAAUAAAUUUUAAAAUGUGGUAACAAUUUUUAAAAGAGAUUUAUAGUAUAGACAUUAUCCCUUGAGGGAUCUCUGCUUUCUUUUGCUACCGCUUUUAGAAGAAAAAAGAAACUGGUUGAAUAGGAAAAAAAAUGAUUUGGAUAUGUCAUGUUGGAACUUUCGUUUGAAGGUUCCAUUAUGGUAAAGGCUAAUUUAAUUCCUGCUGGGUUUUUUCCUUUUAAAUAAAUGGAGGAGAAAAAUAUUAAAGGGUAAUGACAUAUUAAUACCUAGCUUUUCCUCAGAGGAAAAGAGGAAAAGGGGGAAGUAAAUUUAAAGCAUUAGCUUUAUUAUUUGGAUUGAUUUUAAUGUCAGUCAGUUACCAUCAUGAAUGGGCACUCAGAUUUUAACUUGACAUAGCAACAAAAACUAGGGACCACUGGUUUCCAAAAUUGGUAGCAGUUGAUUUUCUUUGUCAUUUUUUGGAUAUAUUACUAACUUAGUUUUUCAUUUUUGGAGUGAGAUCAUAUUGACCUAGCUGAGCUGGGCAGGUAAGGAUUAAUUUAGUCUCUGAGAUACAAUAUCUUGAAAAAAGCCUAUGAAAUUGUUACCAGAUUUUUCAGUUUUUACCAGUUGUGCCUCCUGUUAGUGAAGGAGAAGUAUUUAGUGGCAUUGUGCUCUUUCCUGCCUGGCAGGAAAGAGUUAUCACUUAAUUUCAGACUGUGAACAUGUUUUAAUUCAGUGUUUCUCAAAGUAUGAUCCUUAGAUAAUAAGCAUAGUAAUUACUUAGGGAAUUUGCUGAAAAUGGAAAAUUCUCAAACCCCACCCCAUAGUCAAUGGAUCAGAAUUUUUGGGGGGAGGGUGGACCCAGAAAUCUGCAUUUCUAAUCAAAAUUCCAAUGGUUUUUACACAGGGGACCACUGUGUGUGUGUGUGUAUUUUAUUGAAGUUUGACUAUUUACCUGAUUUCUUUCAGACCUGCAUAGGCCUAUGCAGUCCUUUUAUCUAUUUUUGUAAAGCAUGAUUAGAAUAUAAUAAAAAAGGUCAUUAUGAUUUGCUUUCUGAUAAAAAGAUUGAGAACAACAUUUAAAGUAGUAUUCCUUUAGGACUUCCCUAGCAGUCCAGUGGUUAAGACUCCGUGCUCCCAAUGCAGGGGGCACGGUUUCGAUCCCUGGUGGGGGAAGAUCCUGUGUGCCUCAUGGCAUGACCAAAAAAAAAGUAGUAUUCCUUUAGCUUUAAAAUUUAUUUUAAAUAAAAACAUUUGUUCUGAUUAUAAAAGUAAUAUGUGCUCAUUGUGGAACAUUACAGAAAUUUAGGAAAUUAUAAAAUGAUAACAAUCACCCAUAAUACUAUUUCCUGGAGAUAAGCAUUCUAAUUUUGUCAUGUUUCCUUCCAAUAUCUAUUUCUCUAUUUGUCCCUCCCUUCUUCCUUCUCUGUGUCUUUAUGGAAAACAACAUAUGCAGUUUUGAUCCUGCUUUUUUUCUACCUAACAUAUAAGCAUUUUACCACAUUACUAAAUUAUUUUUAACAAACAACUUUUAGUUGCAUUAUAUUCCAUCAUAGGGGUGUACCAUAAUUUGUUUAACCAUCCCCCUAUUGUUGAACGUUUAGGUUGUUUUCAGUUAUUUCUAUGAGAAAAAUGUCUUUCUGUUUAAAAUCUUGUCUAAUUCUGAUUAUUUUCUUUAAGAUAGGGUUAUGUAUAUAAAUUUAUUGUGGUCAAAGGGCAUAAAUAUUUUUAAACUCUUGUUGAAUAUCAACAGAUUGUUUUGAGAAUGGUUUUUAUUCCAAUAUGUACUUCCACAUAUACUUCUGGAAAUGCCAGAAAGAAGUCUUCUCUGUCAGUUGAAAUGUCUAUGAUUUUAUCUGCCUCAGUCAUUCGUGUCAGAGAUGGACUGCCACUUUCUGCUUCUACUGACUAUGAACAAGGCACAGGCAUGCAGGAGUGCAGAAAGUAUUUUAAAAAGCUCUCGAGAAAACUGGCUCAGCUUCCUGAUAGAUGUACACUGAAAACUGGACAUUAUAACAUUAAUUUUAUUAGCUCUAUGGGAGUGAGCUACAUGAUGUUGUGCACUGAAAAUUACCCAAAUGUUCUGGCCUUCUCUUUCCUGGAUGAGCUUCAGAAGGAGUUCAUUACUACUUAUAACAUGAUGAAGACAAAUACUGCUGUCAGACCAUACUGUUUCAUUGAAUUUGAUAACUUCAUUCAGAGGACCAAGCAGCGAUAUAAUAACCCCAGGUCUCUUUCAACAAAGAUAAAUCUGUCUGACAUGCAGAUGGAAAUCAAGCUGAGGCCCCCUUAUCAAAUUUCCAUGGGUGAACUGGGGUCAGCCAAUGGAGUAACAUCUGCAUUUUCUGUUGACUAUAAAGGUGCUGGUAAGAUUUCUUCUGCUCACCAGCGACUGGAACCAGCAACUCUGUCAGGGAUUGUGGCAUUUAUCCUUAGUCUUUUAUGCGCAGCUCUGAAUUUAAUUCGAGGCUUUCAUGCCAUAGAAAGUCUCCUGCAGAGUGAUGGUGAGGAUUUUAAUUACAUUGUUGCAUUUUUCCUUGGAACAGCAGCCUGCCUUUACCAGUGUUAUUUAUUUGUCUACUACACCGGCUGGCGGAAUGUCAAAUCUUUUUUGACUUUUGGCUUAAUCUGUCUAUGCAACAUGUAUCUCUAUGAACUGCGCAACCUCUGGCAGCUUUUCUUUCACGUGACUGUGGGAGCAUUUGUUACACUCCAGAUCUGGCUGAGGCAAGCCCAGGGCAAGGCUCCUGAUUACGAUGUUUGACACCAUCCUUCAGACAUGUUGCCUUGGCUUCAGGGGAAAAAGGAGGGAGCAUAUCUUAACUACCACUGUGAUGAAGAAACUGUUCACCACAAAUGAGAAGCUCUGCUGUCUUUCUCUGCAGCUGUCCUUUUCGUUUUAAGUCAGCAUACCUGCUACGCAAACUCCUCUCAGCAGAAUGUUGGCCGUGAGAUUAUCAAUCAGAAGAAGAUGAGGAGACCUCUCUGCAGGGCCAUGGCAGUGGAAGAACAGUCAGAUGCCAUUGGAAGACUUGGCCAGCAGCCCUGAAUCCUGGCUGGAGAGUUCAGUCAAAAAUUACGUGUGGUACUUGCUCUGAGAACUAAGCAGGAGCUCUACAACCCGGGUUUGCCUUUGUGAGGCAUUAGUGUAGACCAAAUAAAAUGAUGCUGCAGUGAAUUGGAAAGUUUAUGUGUAAAACAAAUUACUUGCUAAAUAUUAGAUUUUGCACAUUUAUGGUACCAGUUUGUGAAGUCCAGAUUGGUGUGGAAUGGGUUCUUUUUCCUUUUAUAUUUUUGCUUGAAUCUUAACUCUGGAAAUCGCCCGAUGUAGGAGAAGGCUCUGGUGAGCUCAUCCCUGGAGCAUUGCAAGUAUUGAAAACACAGUGACACAUGUUUCUUUCCUAGGCCAUGUUUAUACUUUCUUUUGAAAUCACUUUUUAAAAAUAUUUGUUAGGCUAUAGCCAUUGUUUGCCAAACUUCAAUCACUUGAGUAUUAAAUAUGCUAUUAUUUACUUAAUAUUUAUCUUUUAAAUUUUAAAUAUUUUAAAAAGAAACUAAUCUCUAUUCCAAGUAGAAAACCAGCAUCAGUUUGCCAUAAAAAAGGAUAACUACAAAAUAAAUAAAAAUAAAACAAAGAUGUUAUUAAAUUCUAGCUGGAUACUAAUGCCUGCCAAGGCUCUGAAUCCAAAAAGCCUGCUCUUUCUUUGUUGCAGUGAGAGAGAUGUUACCCAGCACCAAAAUGGGGCUCUCUCUGUGGAAUUAUCAGAAGUUUAAAAGAAAAUUAUAAAGGGAAUGCCAUUCUCACUGUGAUUCAGCAUUAUUUAAUUCUGUGUUGUGUAUCACCUAAAAUCAUCUUGCAUGCCACCAAGUGGCAUGGGUCCUGCACUAUGGAGACACUGAGCUGUUCUAAAAGAAUCAGAAGGUGACUCUUCUCUCCGCACUUCUCAUUAUUCCUCUUAUUAUUUUAUGGCUUUGAGGAGUUAAGCACCUACUAUCUUAGAGAACUUACUUGCUUUUUGAUAACUUUAUAAAGAUUGUUUAAGCAGCUUUGAAUUAAUAAUAGAGGAAGCAUAGUUUGUUUCCAUUAGCAAAAUCUACAGCUCAUCUGGUUUCGAAGUCAUCUUCAUGAGUGAUUUUCUUGAGAAAAGAUUCCAAUUAAGGAAUUCAUAACGUACUGAAAUUUGAUAUCCAGAAAAACAGUGGACCCAUUACAUAUAAUUCAUGUUCUGGGUAUAUUAAUUUUGCAGAAGAAAUUGUCCAGAGAGGUAAAGUCACUGAACUACACUGUUUCCAGAACCAGUAUACAUAGGUAUGUCUACAAUGAGAAAUCUUGCUUAACUAGAACCUUUUUGCUACACUCUUCUUUCAGGAGAACGAGGCAAAAGAAGACAGUAAGCUUACGAUUUCGGGGAUUUAUUUAAUGCAAGAAACUCCAGUUUCCUCCAAUUUUCUGCCUGUAACAAAACCACAGAAAUUAUGAAUAUUCUGAGAGAUAUCCCAAGGUACCACAUGAUCCUAAAUCAUCAAAAUAAAAUUGAUUUAUGUUUGGCGUUUUGUAGUUACUGAGCCAGGAAAGUAAAGUGGUUCAAUUUAGAAAGUAUAUUUUUCUAAGCUAAUGGUUAAAGCAAGAAAAGUUUUCUUGUAAAUAGUCAAUUAACCAGGAGAUUGGAGUAUUCUGGUUCAUUGUGAUUUUGCUGUAUAUUGAUAUUUUAUAGCUCUUUUACCAGUUUGGUUCUCCUUAUUAUUGAAUUAUAAUAUUUGGUAUUUGGAUACAUUGAGCAAGGACACUUGAAAACUCACCAGCUAUCUUUAAAGGCUUAAUUUGUUUUUUGUUUUUGUUUUGCUUUUUCACCAGCUAUUUUGGAUAAGGGGAUGUUUACAUUUUAAUGUAAAAAAUGAAAACAGGUAUAAAUAAUGUUUUAUGUAUAGAAAUGCUUUCUUUCAUUAUUUGGUGCCUGCAUCUCUCAGUGUUUAUACAACUUCUCUGCCUCUAUCAUGUUGUUGCCAAAGAAACUAUGAAUUUGGAAAGAUAAAUUUUUGCCAUGAAUGUAAAGAAGUUUUUAAGCUCU
Molecule: messenger RNA, 6453 nt
Organism: Balaenoptera acutorostrata (minke whale)
Lineage: Eukaryota; Metazoa; Chordata; Mammalia; Artiodactyla; Balaenopteridae
Gene: SEC22A
Product: SEC22 homolog A, vesicle trafficking protein
Exons: 7
Coding region: 3150-4148 (332 amino acids)
Biological process (GO): endoplasmic reticulum to Golgi vesicle-mediated transport
Source: RefSeq, a predicted model, not a curated record